UCAUCACACCAUGAGCCUGUAGCAUUUGUCUCAUGCCAGCAGAGCUGCUGUAGAGCGGAGCCUCAGUGGCCGGAGCGGCACCUUGUACAUAGUAGCGCGCUCCGUAAAAGUGUAUAUCGUUGUACAUAGGAACUAUUAUCAAGACUGAAUAAAAACAAAACAUAUUUUUCCCCUCAAAGUUUGCAUAAGGAAUGAAUUGUAAAUGCAGACUUAAAAACCAUUUGUACUGUGGAAGGAGGUGGAUUUUAUUCAUGUGUUAAAGAUAAAAUAGUUAUCGCUACGCUUAGGCACACUCAAACCCGGCAUCAUGGUUAUAAUGACGGACAGCAGCACGGGCUCUCAGUCGAGUUGUGCCCAGGCCAGGCCUCUGCAGGUCGGCUUCUAUGAGAUCAUCAGAACCCUCGGCAAGGGAAACUUUGCUGUGGUGAAACUGGCCAGACACAAAGUAACGAAAACACAGGUUGCAAUUAAAAUAAUUGAUAAAACAAGACUGAACUCUGCCAACUUGGAGAAAAUCUACAGGGAGGUUCAGAUUAUGAAGCUGCUCAAUCACCCUCACAUCAUAAAGCUCUAUCAGGUCAUGGAGACCAAAGACAUGCUGUACAUUGUGACAGAGUAUGCAAAAAAUGGAGAAAUGUUUGACUAUCUGACGUCCAAUGGAAGGAUGAGUGAAAACGAGGCUCGUAAGAAGUUUUGGCAGAUUCUGACAGCGGUGGACUACUGCCACCGGCACCACAUAGUCCACAGAGACCUCAAAACUGAAAACCUGCUGCUAGAUGCCAACAUGAACAUCAAGCUGGCAGACUUUGGAUUUGGAAACUUCUACAAUGCCGGCGAGCCUCUCUCCACGUGGUGUGGAAGCCCGCCAUAUGCUGCCCCAGAGGUCUUUGAGGGGAAGGAGUAUGAGGGGCCACAGUUAGACAUUUGGAGUCUAGGUGUGGUUCUGUAUGUGCUGGUGUGUGGGUCCCUGCCUUUUGAUGGGGACAGUCUUCCGGCUCUGAAACAAAGAGUGACAGAGGGCCGAUUCAGAAUACCAUUCUUCAUGUCACAAGACUGUGAAAAUCUGAUUCGUAAGAUGCUGGUGGUUGACCCUUCCAAGCGGAUCAGUGUUGCUCAGAUCAAGCAGCAUCGAUGGAUGCUUGCGGAUCCCAGCGCACCCCACCAGACCCUUUCCCUGUCCCUUACUGAUUACAACUCCAACCUGGGAGACUACAGUGAGCCCGUCUUAGGCAUCAUGCAGACCCUUGGCAUUGACAGACAGAGGACUGUGGAGUCUCUCCAGAACAGUAGCUACAACCAUUUCUCAGCAAUCUACUACCUGCUGCUAGAAAGAGUGAAGGAGCACCGCAGCCAACAACUGAGCCGCCAGUGCGGGGCCUGGAAUCAGAGGUCAAGGACAGCAUCCGAUUCCUCCACCCCAGAGGUGAUCUUGGAGUCAUCUGACAGCUUCAGAACCUCAGCCUUCCCCAUCACCACCAAGGUGAAUGCUCCUGUCCAUUCAGAGAUGGAAUGUGAACAAGGAGGCCUGUUUCAGCGUGUGGUGUGCCCGGUGGAAGCCAGCCUGAACGGGCUCCUGUGGAACCGAUCCAUCUCCCCCAACAGCCUGCUGGAGACCACCAUAAGUGAGGAGGUGCGACCUUAUGACCUGGAGGAGGAAGAAGGGAUGCUGCAGGUCCAGCCGCCCCAUCUGCCCAGCACUACCUCCCGAAGACAUACUCUUGCAGAGGUCUCCGCUCGAUUCCACCAGUGCAAUCCACCCUGUAUUGUUGUUAGCCCCUCAGACGGUGCUUCCUCUGACAGCUGUCUGAAGUCCUCCUCAAACCACAACCCGGCUUUCUCCACUGCUGUAAAGGAUCUUUCCUCACUGCUCAUCUCCGGUACUGGCCCUGGAGCCUUAGCCCCUGCUGGGACACCCCUCACUCUUUCCUCCAACCUGCUCUUGCAGAACCAAGGCAGCAUGCUUGCAGCCAGCUUCCAGGAAGGGCGUAGGGCUUCAGACACCUCCCUUACACAGGGACUAAAGGCGUUUAGACAGCAGCUGAGGAAGAACACUCGUGCAAAAGGCCUGCUAGGGUUGAACAAGAUCAAAGGUCUGGCGCGACAGGUGUGCCCUCCGACCUCAUGCUCCAGAGGCAGCCGUGGGUCACUCGGGCCAACUAUGUGCCCUCCCUCAAGCCUCCAGAGCUCUAGUGGCCCCCGUGAACGCCGCAGCAUGCUGGAGGAAGUUCUGCACCAGCAGAGGAUGCUACAGAUCCAGCACCAGCCUCAGCCCCAAGUCCAGUCUCAGCAGCCCGUGCUCUUCCUCUCACAGUCCCACCCUUCAUCUCCUCCAUCCAACAACCUCUUUGCCCCCGCUGCCCUCUUUUCCAACCCCCCGACUCAACCUAUCCUCCCUCAGUGCCAGCAGACCUCUAUCGCCUUUCAGCACAACCUGUGGCAGCAACAGCAGCAAUCUCUUGACUCCUCUUCCUCGUCCCUGUCUCCCGUGGCAUCCGCUGCCCAUCUUCUUGAAGCUCGUCUGCACAUCAGCCAGCGGCCACAUCUCCACCCUCAGUCCCCGCAGCACUUGCAGAUCCAGCCUACCAUCCUGUCCCAGGGGCCUUUCUCCCUUCUGCCCCACCAGGGCAGUUGGAGCCUGAGCACCAGCACUGAGCAUGAACCUGAUGUCCAGGAGCUGGUCUGUGCUGGUCAAAAGCAGCAACUCAGCAGCUGUGUCAUGGUCAAGUAAAGAGGGCAAAAACUUUGAAAAAGAUCUUAAGAGUGAUGCUGACUAUUUCCACCACUCUUAGUCCAGAGUGAGCCAGCGGACAAUGGUGUUGAGCAUCAGAACCAGAAGGCACCUCAUUUCGAUGAUGCUUUCAAAAGUUUUCUAAUGCAAAGGAGAGACAGUUUUACUCUCUCCGGACACACAAUUCCAUGAUCAUGUCUAUAUGGGUUGGAAUGACCAGACACAAUAAGAAGCAAUAACCAACCUCUUCAUUGAGCCCAUGAUCCUUGCCAGGUCCUCCUGUCCACACAGCAAUAAAGGAUGGGUCUCUGAACAAGGAACUGAAGAGUGUGAGUUUUCGUCCAUUUGCAAGUGGGUCCACUCAUAUAUAAAACUGGCCUCCAUGAUCGCGAAUGAUUAUGUCAGAGAUGCUUGUUUAUCCUCUAUACAAGUAUGAAAAUAGGACACUGAUGUCUUCCUUACAGAUUUUUCCAAGGAUUUCCUUUCAGGUCUUGAGCAUUUUCUUUUCUUUUUUUUUUUUUUGUGUGUGUGUGUGUGUGUGUGUGUUUCACAUCUCCAGAGAAGACCAAAGUUGAUUGCUUUUUGUUGAAUUUUUGAAGUUUGACUCAUCGAUUUCUUUCCUAGAAGUUCUUGAAACAAAAUGCAGUAUCUGAGUUAUCCUAAACUUCCCAAACCUAGAAAAAAUACUGUCAUUUCAUCUGUGAUUUGAAAAUGUGUGCAAACUAGCCACGCUAUGCCUCCAAUUAUUUGUGUGCAAUGAAGAGGCGCCUUAGUAUGAGGGGAAAGCUCGAUAUAAGCACAAGAGGUACUGCAUAGUGUUCACUUAGACCAGGUCUUUGAGCUUUCGUUAUCUGUGACUAUGACUUUAUUGCUGCUUCAUUUUGUGUCACAUCCAUACAAAGACACUAGACAAUUAUAAUCGCAGAAAUGUACACCUACCAAUGAUUUAAAUGAUAUUAGGAGACAUUGUCAGGUCUAGCUGUUCAGUUUUGGUCCCUCAAGACUCCUCUUCCAUCAGGUCACUACCUCCUCCAUAACUGAUCAUUCACCUCUGAAGGGUGUAUCUCAACACAUACUGUAUGAGAAGAAGUUAGGCCCAUUACAAUGUCUUUUUUUAAACAGUGAACAAAGAAUAUGAGAAUAGUGCAAUAUUUCACAUUGAAAUGUAGAACCAGGAGAGGAAGCUGUUGUAGGAAAGCAAAAGGUACUUCAUGCCUGAUAAUGUUAUUUUAUUCUUUCUUUUUUAGAGCAUGCUUAUUUUCUAUUUGUAAUGAUUGUAUGUACAAGAUCAUUUAAUGAUGUAUUCUGCAUGAGCAUAGGAAAUAAGAGCCUGGCCAUUUUGUACAGCUUGUUCUCUUCGUGACAGAGAUUGCCUUUGCAUCCAGGCUAGCUUGGUAGAACGGCAGAACUAACAAAACUAAAAUAACAGGAAAAGCCAAAGAGAGAGCGUAGGGUAGAUCAAGAGAAACAUACUUUUCCUAAAGAUGUCAUGGUGGUGAAAAGCUCUCCUUUUAUCAAAGUGUAGCGUGUUCAAAUCUCCCAAAAGCAGUCUUACUGCUCAGAUGUAAGAAUUAGCUGCCUCCUCUAGCUAACAAAUAUUUGAUAAGCAAUUGUUUUUAGAAUGCAAAGGUCCUCCAUUUCUCAGAAAGGCCAUGCAUUUACAUACUCAAAAAAAAAUUUUCUUGAUUAAAAUGCACACACACAUAGCUGAAUACAUCUUGUAGCGAUAGAGUUGAAUUUUAUAAUCUUUCUAUUUUUAGCUUACAAUCUAGGUGCUAGAAGUAGACUUCAGAAGUGUUUUGGGUUUGUGUGCAAUUUAUAUGAAAUAAUUGUGUGUUACCAUUGUUGAAGCUCCACCAUUUGCUUGAAGCACUGUUUUCAUAGCCCUAAAUGAUCCUGUUGCAUGUCUGUCUUUUGUGAAUUCGACAUAUUUGUGCAAUGGUUUCUAGUAGUUUAGAAAAAAAACUGUGCUAUGUUGUUUUCAAAUUGGGUCAUAAAACAACAGUGUUUGAAACCAGUGCAGGAAAAGAUGAGUUGAAGGUAAAGCUAUUGAAGAUAAUGUCAGAAGCAGUGUUAACGCCCCUUUCCUUUUUCACCCACCACCAAAACUUGUGCCUUUGUCUGAACAAAUCCAGUGGUGGUAAAAAAUUGUAAGCUUGAUUUUAGGAUAUCAGAAAGAUGCAGAGGUGUGUAUCUUAUGUUUUUGUUAGUUUUAACACCCCAUUUUAUACUUUCAUUUCAUUUGCUGUUUGACAGAAAUGCACUUUAUGAUGACAGUUGCUUUUGAAAAUAGUGUUUGUUUCCACUGCAGGUAUGACUCUGUAGUUACUUUUGAAACACUAUGUUUUCAUGCUGAACUGUUUUUUUUUUUUUUUUUAAAUUUGGUUAUAUUUCCCGGAUGUGCUUGCUUGCUUGUAUGUGUGAUUGUACAUGGCUGUGUGAAAGUAUAUGAGAGAUAGUUUUAUUUAUGUCGCUAUUUAUUUGAAUAAAAAUUCACCUCUUGAAAUUCA
Molecule: messenger RNA, 5238 nt
Organism: Ctenopharyngodon idella (grass carp)
Lineage: Eukaryota; Metazoa; Chordata; Actinopteri; Cypriniformes; Xenocyprididae
Gene: sik1
Product: salt-inducible kinase 1
Exons: 14
Coding region: 308-2728 (806 amino acids)
Biological process (GO): protein phosphorylation; microtubule cytoskeleton organization; intracellular signal transduction
Cellular component (GO): cytoplasm
Molecular function (GO): ATP binding; protein serine/threonine kinase activity; tau-protein kinase activity
Source: RefSeq, a predicted model, not a curated record